This is a messenger RNA of Rubroshorea leprosula, 1348 nucleotides long. The record is from the annotation of a GenBank genome assembly. NCBI's taxonomy places the organism in Eukaryota, Viridiplantae, Streptophyta, Magnoliopsida, Malvales, Dipterocarpaceae.
ACCUCUUCUAAGCUCUUUCUCAGAGUUGGCAAUGACGGAUUCAAAAUCUCCGUCGGCAGCAAUGAAGCAUCAUUCACCGACGGAAGCAGAAGCCAAGGCAAUCUCUUCACUGCACACCACAAGGAGAACGAUGGUGUUUGCUUAUGGCGUCACAUUUGCUUUUGUUGCUUGUACGGCUUUCUUGGUGCUAAACCCAUCUUCCAAUUCCUCUCCUUGGAUAAAAAACUUCCUAGAGUCGUGUUCUUCCAGUUCCCGGUUUUCCUUUCUUUUCUCUUCUUUUGUUUCCAAUUCUUCCCAAACCAAUGGCAACUCACUUCCUUUCACUCAGCCACCGGCCGUCCCUUUCCGGGUUUUUUGGAAAAGUAGCGGAUUUUGUGACAAAAAUGGGUCUUUCUCCAGUGAUGGAGAAGGUGGAGCGUCGGAGGAUGGUCGGGUAUUCAAUCAAACGGGUACUUCACUCUUCAUCCGACUGUUUCUUUCUAUCAAGAAUCUAAUCGCACAUAAAAAAUGUUCUGUAAUUCAAUUUUCCAGAAGCCCAUUAAAGAAUGAGAGUUGGGAUGGUAAUAUAACAAGAGAUCCAGGUGGUUCUCAGUCUUUCUCAGAUAAUGCUGGUGAUUACCAAUUUGUCUUAGAGGGAGAAGAUGGAAAGGAAUCAAAGGAUGCAUUGGAUUUGGAAAUGAAUGUGACAGGGGAAGGGGUUUUAGAUAAGGGGCGAGAGACUAGUGAUGUGACACUGGAAUCAAAUGAAAUGGAUGGAUUUAGAAGAAGUGAUGACAUUUUUAGUAAGCAUAGAAAGGGAGAUCUGAUGGAUAUAGGCUUGACGAGUCAUUGUAACAUAUUUGAUGGGAAGUGGGUGUGGGAUGAUUCUUAUCCAACUUAUGCAGCAGGGUCUUGUCCUCAUGUUGAUGAGCCUUUCAGUUGUUAUCUUAAUGGCAGACCUGACAGGGCCUAUGAGAAGUAUAGAUGGCAACCCCACGAUUGCAAUAUACCUAGGCAACUUGCUCAAUUUGUCACUUAAUAUAUGUAUGUAAAUGAAUUAUGCUGAUAUUUUUAAUCACAAACUUUAUUGCUACUGAGGUAGUACAUUUUGUUUGGGGUUUAGGUUUCUGAUUUUGUUGACUAGUGUAGGAGUAAUUAUUUUGUUGCUAAUCAGUUUUGCAAGCGAAAAUGAAAUGCUUGCGAAAGUUAUGGCUCACUCACACCAAAGGAUUAGUGUUAAAAAUUUGUUUGCAAGCACAUUGUAUGCAGAAACUUUGAUGAUUGUUUACUGUAUCUCUGUAUUGAUUUUCUUUUUGGUCUAAAUUUCACAUUCAGUACAUUUUUUUUUUAAUGAAAUUAGAGUUCCUUG